UGACCACAGCAUUCGCAUUCGUAAAAUUCAUAACUGAAACCAAAAGCCUCAUAUGCGCUGUCACCUUUCAACGAACGACACUGACUUUUAGGGGCUGAAUCAGGUUGAGAGCAGACUUGAGUGAAACCAUGCAGAGAGAGACUCUGACGAUCAUUCUCCUUUUACUCUGUGCUGGGCUUCCAGGUGACUGUGGAGCAAUAGAGUUUCCAGUACUACAUUCUGAUAUAACCGACUGUAUGAAAAUGACAUGUGCCAGGAGUAUCAAUGCCUGUGUGGACACACAUGGACAGGCCCCCACAGAACAGCUCAAGGGUUGUGUUGUCCGCAAGUGUAGGAAAAUGACCAACCGUUGUGUAGAUCAAUUCUUCCAACAGUACCUGCCCCUGUUAUUGGCACAAAAUCCAAAAGUUUCCUCAAUUGUCGAACCAAAUGCCGAGCUUUUCAUGGCUGAAAUGACAGAUGCUUAUCUUGAAUGCUGGCUUGAGACAACAGACUCCAAAGUCGGAGGUUGUUUAAUGGACAGACUCAUUGAUAAGGCACAGCCGUUCAUUAUCCCGUUGUCUGCAUUGAUCUUUGAUGAUCCAGUCUUUGUGAGCUGUUGGCUCUCCCAUGCUUUGAAAGGAAUGGUAAGCUGCUUUGCUCAGCUAGAUGACAACUACAUCAAGGAAAUGAAAAAAAGGGCAGAGAGAGAGAUGAAAGACAAUAUUUCACGUUAUAUGACGUGCAUGAGCAAACCUGUGAAAAACUGGAACUGGUGUAAAGGACUCAUUGAUGAUCUUUUUGCUUCAUCACCAAAGAGGAAACGCCAGUACAAAGACUUCCUCAUCUGUUCAAUCCAGAGUGGGAUUACCGCAACAGCGAAAUGCUAAAACUUGUUCUACGAGGGGAAAGUUAUGCAUUUGCAGGUUUCCAAAGCAACAGGUGACUAGUAGAAACACUAGAAGAAAAAAAAGAAGUAUUUUGAAUUAAUCAUCCACAAACACUAAAGUUUGAUUAUACCUUGAAGAUCAUAAUUGUAUUGUUUUAUCUUUAACAUUUUCUAACUAUUUUUUGUGUAAAGCACUAAGACUGUAUUUUAUUACAUGCACUGAUAGACAAUGAAUAAACGUUUUAUAAAUCACAAUUAAAAUGUUCAACUUUG
Messenger RNA from Salmo salar (Atlantic salmon), 1141 nucleotides. RefSeq lists its product as uncharacterized. The record is from RefSeq and is a predicted model, not a curated record. NCBI's taxonomy places the organism in Eukaryota, Metazoa, Chordata, Actinopteri, Salmoniformes, Salmonidae.